This is a messenger RNA of Sturnus vulgaris (Common starling), 1234 nucleotides long. The record is from RefSeq and is a predicted model, not a curated record. Lineage: Eukaryota; Metazoa; Chordata; Aves; Passeriformes; Sturnidae.
AAAAAAAAACCCUACACAAAAAACCGACAACCAAACCCACCAAGACGCCAGCCGCCAUUUCGCGCAACAACAGGGAGAACCCGAGCGAGCAGCCCCAGCCAAGCGCCCUAAGGAGAGAGAGAGAAAGAAACAAGAGAUACACGCACAGAAGAGUUAGACAGGAAAAAAAUACCCAUAGACUCCGCCAUGAUCACAAGACGUUUAAUCGCCCCCCCUCCUCCCUCAGACUUAAUGCCCCAUUACAGCCGCCUCCUCUGCGUCCAACCAGCUAGCAGAUCCCUUCACCUCGGCUCCCUCCUGCCGCAGCAGCAGCUGUUUAGAGCCCCAAACUCUCUGUGCCCAAGGUGUGGGGGGACGCUAGUCUAUGGCGCUGCUGCUAACUGCUUCUCCAGUCACCCGAAAGUGGCGGCUCCAUCGAGGCAGGGUAAGAGCUGCCAGCCCAGCUUUUAUCUGGUGCCCCGAGUUUGCGCACUGAAGGAGGCUCGCUCAGCCCCUGGUGGGCGUCGAACGAAACCCCAGCCGCCGCCUCCCCUCCCUCCAUCAGCCGUAUCGCUGGAGGGGCUGAAGCCGGGCAGGGGAGGCAGGGCGGCGUACGGGUACAGCGGCAGCUGGGAGGAGAUACGGUGUUAGGAAGGGGGGCUCCUUACGAGUGGCCGGGGCUGUGCCUGCCCUGAAAGGCUGAGCGAGCUCCUGGUUUUGGCAGCGCCCGCUGGUCUGGAUGGAAGCGCGCCAUUCCUGCUCCCCGAGCGCUCUUCCCUAAAGGGCAAACGAGGCUCUUUCGCUGCUUGUCUCGUUCCCUACAGAACAGAAAUGCCUUCAGGGAGUGCUGUCCCACUCGCUUUAAGGAAAGAAGCUUUCUCCCACUUGCCUUUGAGUCCUAAACGCUUCGGGGAAGAUUCUCAGCCUCGAGUGUCUGAGAGUUUCAGUCAAAACCUCCUGAGCAGGUCUGCAAAAACUCCCGCUCCUUUCUCGCUCCCCUCUUCCCCGCCCCUCAGGUAGUUCUUCUGCGUAUGUGAGAUCCGGCAGGUCUGCCCGGCUUUUCGCGCAGUCUAGGCCGAAAAUGUGCUGUUAGAGAUUCAUAAAGAACACGUAUGCUGACACCAUCGACGUCGUGAGGAAGAAGCCGGAGGUUGGGGGUGUGAGAGCGGCCGAGGAGGGAGUUUUGGCGUUUAUUCCUCCGAGGAUGCAGCUCUGACUCAGACACCCUCGCUCCCGCCCGCGCUCGGCCUCACAA